Molecule: messenger RNA, 2616 nt
Organism: Thermochaetoides thermophila DSM 1495
Lineage: Eukaryota; Fungi; Ascomycota; Sordariomycetes; Sordariales; Chaetomiaceae
Exons: 6
Coding region: 1-2616 (871 amino acids)
Biological process (GO): negative regulation of transcription by RNA polymerase II; positive regulation of transcription by RNA polymerase II
Cellular component (GO): transcription regulator complex; nucleus
Source: RefSeq, a predicted model, not a curated record
AUGAUGACCAGCAUUGGACCGUCGUUUUCGCCGCACCCCGGCGGGAUGCAGCAACAUCCAGGUGCGCCUCCGGGCCAUCCCAUGGCUCCCGGAAUGGCUCACGCUCCUAGCCAGCCCGGCGCGACGCCGGGGGCAAUGCCACAUCCUCUCGCCGGGCCCAUGGGUGUCUCUGGGCCCGGCCCUCAAAUCAACCCCGCCGCCCUCAUGGGAGGUAUGGCACCCGGAGCAGGCGCUCCCAACGCCCAUGUCAUGCAGCACUUGAAUCCGGCCGCUCAGCAGAUGUUUCACCAGCAGCAGAUGAACCAAAUGUACGCGAAUAACCCGGCUCUCCAGCAACAGGUGCAGCAACAACUGCAGCAGCAACGCCUGCAGCAGCUACAGCAACAGCAGCAUGCCCGGCAGGCCCUGAUGGCUCAGGCCGCCCAGCAUCCGGCGUAUCAGAACAUGGGAGUGCCGGUUGGCCUCCCGCUUGCCCAGAUGCCUCAAGGUGCACAGGCUGCGCACCUUGCUGCGCUCCAGCGUAGCAGAAUGCCCAUGGUACCCUUUCAGCAGGCCCAGUUGCCCCAACAACAAGGGCAUCCUAUGAACUCCCUUAUGGCCCAGCAGAUCGCUCUCCAGCAACAACAGAUUCAAAUGAGCCAACAAGGCGCCACCCCAGGUCAACAUCCGCUGACCCCACAACAUAAUCUCAUCCAAGCACAGCAGCUGGCUGCGAUCCAGGCCCAUCAACAGCAAGCCGCCGCCGCUCAGCAAGCGCAACAACAGGCGCAACAACAAGCAGCUGCUCAACAGCAGGCUGUUCAGGCUGCGCAAGCCGCCCAGGCCACACAGGCCGCUCAGGUCGCCCAGGCACCGCAAGGCCCAGGGCAACCCCAGCAACCUCCUGUCUCGCAAGCCCAGCCGCCACCUGGUCCUCCACAGCAGCCGGCUCCCCCCCCAGGCACGACAGCUCCGGUCACCACUGCUCCCAUCACGGCCUCGACGCCGGUUACCCAGGUCCAAACACCACAGCCGAAUCCUCAGCAGCAACCGCCAGCGCCACCACAGCCGCCUCAAGCUACCCAGGCUCAACAGCUGCAAUUGGCUGCUGCUCAAGCUGCUGCUGCUCAACAGCAUGCUGCGCAGGUUCAGCAACAGGUCCAGCAGCAACAGCAACAGCAACAACAACAACAACAGCAGCAGCAGCAGCAGCAGCAGCAACAGCAGCAGCAGCAGCAGCAACAGCAGCAACAGCAACAACAGCAGCAACAGCAGCAACAGCAACAGCAACAACAACAACAACACCAACCGCAACCACAACAGCAGCAACAGCAGCCGCAGUCGCAAGUCCACGCGCAGCCGCAGCAAGCUGUUGGUGCUGUGAUGAUGCGACCUCAGCGGCCAGACCCUCUCUUGCAUCGGUUCAAACUGUUCCAGUUUGCGGAGUAUCUGAGCGGCUUUCAGCCGGUUAAGGGCAAAGAUGACCUAGAGUAUUGGACCCGCUGUGUUAAUGUCUUCUUCUCCCAGAAGGGCAUCUUCAGGCACGUGGUCCUUAUGCGGGAGAAUGAUGACCAGGCUCAGGAGAAGCAGUAUGAGAUUGCCUUUCCUGCCCUUCCGCGCUAUUUCCAGACGCACUUCGACAGCGGUGUUAGGAAGAUCCAGCUCGUCAUGGACAAGGGCUAUUCAGAACGCUCCCUGCCCAAUGACUGCUACGUCCUGGAAAACAGGAAUUCGAGCCUGGUCUACUGGUUUGAUGGCGACUCUCACCUCGUGGCGACUGGCAUCAUUCGCGUCCAGUUUGACAGCGAUCACAAGUUCGACUUGAUGGAGUUCAUCACGACUGGUCAUGAGGAGUACAUCUCACGACGCCUCGUCAUCCAGGCCGCCAGACCGGCUCACAACUGGGUCAAGGAGUGGCACCAGCUCAACAGUCAGCCCGACGGCAAGCAGUCUCCCGAGAUGAGCAAGAAGGGCAAGACCAGGCCGACCAAAGCGCCUGCGGGCCCUCCGCCUGAUCUCGAGCUGCCACACUCAUAUGUCAAGAGCAAUAUGGGCCUGACGGAAGCUGUGUAUCAGUUCUUGGAGAUGGUAGAGAUCAUGGGCCAGAUGAACCCCCUCUUCAACUACUACCACAACAACCCCGGCCUGUCCCCGUACACCGCCCUUGACCAAUACGUCAACCUGAUCAACCAGCAACAAGGCAUGAACGGCGGCCAGCCGAUGCCGCAGGCCGGUGCCCCCCGCACCCCAAGCUUCGGCCAGUUCCAGAUGACCCACAGCCCAGCCAUGGCCAACUCGAUGCUGCCCGGCUCCCCGCACAUCGCCAACUCCCCAGCGCCCGGCUCGAUGGCCGCGCCCGUCAUGCAGAUGCAGGCCAGCCAGCAGGGCACAAACAGCAGCGGCCCUAGCGCCAACACGUCCCCUGCCCAGGGCAACAAGCGUAGGAGACCCUCCACCGUCAAGGCCGAGGAGGAUGCCAACAACGCGGCAGCUCAGCACGCACAGAACGGUCCCGUCUCGGCCCCGACCCCGGUUCCCGUCCCCGUUGGCACGCCGCAGCUUAAUGGCGUACAGCUUAAGAAGCAGCCGCCUACGCCGAGGCUGCCGAAUAAGAGACAGAAGACAGGGAAUACGUGA